This is a messenger RNA of Phymastichus coffea, 9173 nucleotides long. Its product is annotated as zinc finger protein 497-like. Gene Ontology annotation, biological process: regulation of transcription by RNA polymerase II. Lineage: Eukaryota; Metazoa; Arthropoda; Insecta; Hymenoptera; Eulophidae. The coding region runs from base 26 to 2113 and encodes 695 amino acids. Gene Ontology annotation, molecular function: RNA polymerase II cis-regulatory region sequence-specific DNA binding; DNA-binding transcription factor activity. The transcript has 2 exons. The record is from RefSeq and is a predicted model, not a curated record.
GCCAUAUGUGUUGUACAAGGACAACAUGGAGCGGCCACAGAGCCAGUGGGGCCCAGGCCCGGGCUUCCUGCAGGACGGCAGCUUGUACGCCCAACAGCAGCAGCAGCAACAGCAGCAGCAACAGCAGCAGCAGCAGCAGCAACAACAGAGCAGCUCGUCGUCGGGCAGUCCGCAGCAGGCCUGCGGGCCCCCGGUCGAGGCGGACAACCCCGGCCACCCGCCGAGCUUAGCCUCGCCGGUACCCUCGCCAUACCCCUCGGCACCGCCCGACCAGCCACAGGCGCUCACGCCGCCGGAAGACGACAUACAGUCGAGCCAGCAACAGCAGUCUUCCCAGCAACAAAACGCCCAGCAGCAGCAGCAGCAGCAGCAACAGCAGCAGCAGCAGCAAGUUCAGCAGCAGCAGCAGCAACAGCAGCAGCAGCAGCAACAGCAACAGCAACAGCAGCAGGUUCAGAACGGCCAGGCACAGGAGCACUCGCCGCAGCAGCAGAUCAACUCGCACGACGUCGAGCGCAACGACUGCUUCCCCGGGUCCGGCGGCGAGCUGCAGCAGUAUCCGCAGCACUACUUCAAGGAGGCGCGGCCGCACCCGUCGCCCUCGGUGCCCCCGCACAUGCUCGCCCCCGGCGGCUUCUCCGCGCUGCACUACCUCAAGCAGCCAGGCGUGAUGCUGACGUCGCUGGGCCAGGGCGACCGGGGGCCGGGCGGCCUGGUGGACGGCCACCAGUACAGCGGCGCCUCGGCCGGGCCCAACAUGGCGGGCGGCCUGCCCGACAUCGUGCAGCAGAACGGCAAGCCGAGCAAGAGCGCCAACAGCGAGCUGCGGCUGUUCAAGUGCCUGACCUGCGGCAAGGACUUCAAGCAGAAGUCGACGCUGCUGCAGCACGAGCGCAUCCACACGGACAGCCGGCCCUAUGGCUGCCCCGAGUGCGGCAAGCGCUUCCGCCAGCAGUCCCACCUGACUCAGCAUCUGCGCAUUCACGCCAACGAGAAGCCGUACGCGUGCGCCUAUUGCGAGCGCACCUUCAGGCAGCGCGCCAUCCUCAACCAGCAUCUGCGCAUCCACUCGGACGUGAGCCCGCACCUGAUCUUCAAGAACGGGAUGACGCCGACGCUGUGGCCGCAGGACGUGCCGUUCCCUCCGGAAGAGGGCAAGGAAGAGGUAGCCUCGACCUUCGGCGACACGGACACGCAGUCGGGCGCGUUCAGUCCGGCGCCCGACGGGUCCAACGCCCAGUAUCCGACCUACUUCAAGGAUCUGAAGGGCGGCAACCACGCGGUGUUCGGCAGCGGCGGCGCCUCGGGCACGUUCGGCGCUCUGCAGUACAUCAAGCAGCAGAGCGCGAACGGCGCCAACGGCAAGUGCCUGCCCGACGUGAUCCAGCACGGCCGAUCGGCGGGCAUGCCGCUCUACGUGCGCUGCCCGAUUUGCCAGAAAGAGUUCAAGCAGAAGUCGACGCUGCUGCAGCACGGCUGCAUACACAUCGAGUCGAGGCCGUACCCGUGCCCCGAGUGCGGCAAGCGCUUCCGCCAACAGUCGCACCUCACUCAGCAUCUGCGCAUCCACACGAACGAAAAGCCCUACGGCUGCGUGUAUUGCGGGCGCAACUUCAGGCAGCGCACCAUACUCAACCAGCACUUGCGGAUACACACAGGUGAGAAGCCCUACAAGUGCCAGCAGUGCGGCAAGGACUUCCGUCAAAAAGCUAUUCUCGAUCAACAUACCAGGACCCACCAGGGCGACCGACCUUUCUGCUGCCCGAUGCCCAACUGCCGGCGGCGCUUCGCCACCGAGCCCGAAGUCAAGAAGCACAUCGACAACCACAUGAAUCCCCACGCGGCCAAGGUCAGGCGGAACUCGAGUAGCGAUACCAAGCCGCCCGGCGGAGCUGGCGCCGGCGGCGGCGUAACUGGCCUCGGCCCGGUCAGCGUCGCGCGCGGCCUCACGCCCACGGUCGUCAAACCCGAGCUCUACUUCCCGCAGUGCUACGCGCCGGCGUUCAAUCACCAACCGGCCGUCUCCUCGGCCCAGUUCCCCAGCGUCGCGCAGUCGAACGUCGUCGCCGUCACCGGCGAGUUCAAGCCGCCCACCGGCCUACCGCCCCAGUGACUAGCCGUCCACCCUGCGGCGUACUAGCAGGCAGGAAUCCCGCUGAGAUUUCAGCGGUGCCUCAGCAACGCCACCGCGCACCACCUCCAGCAGCACCAUAAGCAGCACCACGUCUCCUCCUCGUCGUCCUCCUCCUCGCCCUCGUCGUCCUCGUCGUCGCCGGACGCGCAGCCCGGCCGGUGUGCGCCCCCGCCCCCCCAGCCGCCCCCCUCGUCGCAGCAGCAGCAGCAGCAGCAGCCGCCGCCGCUGCAGCAGCUCUACCCGUGAGCGCGAGCGGAGGACGACGACGACGACGACGACGACGACGACGAGGCGCGCUCUCGCGGGCUGUCCGCGCGUGGGCCGCUCGCCUGUUGAUUAGGCGCCCGCUCUCCCGGAGAACCGCGCCGUCGCCGUUCCCCCGAUGCCGCCCCCCGCCCGCCGCCGACCCCGCCGCCGACCCCACCGCCGACUCGCGACUCCUCGUUGCUCAUCCCCCUCGCGCCGCCGAGUCUGCGUGCCGCUCCGCGUGCAAAUUCACGUAAAUGAGGUAUGAGGUAACGUAUAUACAUACAAUGCAUAUAUCAACGAAUCAAACUCGUCCGACCCCCCGUGCACGCUCGGCGAUACGCCGUGCAGAGUCCGCAUCGCUCUUUUGCUUUUCGUUCUUUCUCUUGUCCUUUGGUCUUCUUACGCAUCCUCACGAUUGUUCAAGCGUCGACACGAGUUCAACUCGAGCGAGUGUGAGCCACACGAGAAUCGCUCACAUGUUUCUGUACUUCUUCGCAUGUAUCUAUUCUUUCGAAUAUUCUCGAUUCACACUGAGUUUCUCUCGCCAAACGGGUUGAACAUGUUCGAUUUCCGACUAGACUGAAAUCAUUGUGAUAAAUAUUUAACUUGCCUAUGUUAACAAGAAAAAAAACGAUGAAAAAAAAUCAUAAACGAGAGGAAGUAUGACGAUGAUGAAUAAGGGAAUAAAGAAAAAGCGUCCGAAAUACCGAAAUAGGGUAACGAGAUACACGCAAAUGCUGAGGCGCGGAGUGCGUCCGGUGAGGAGAGGCGUCAGGAUGAAUAAAAAAGCGUCUGUACAUAUGUUUAGCGUGUACUUUAAUAUCGGAGAAUGUAAUGUUAAUCGGGUUAGCGAUAACGAGAGACAGACAAAAAAGAGGAACGGAGAUAGGAUGUCGGCGGGCAGGGAGGUGAGACAGGUGGAUCCGAAAGACUGCGCGAACGCGAGGGCUGCUGCAGGGAUGGAAUUGCGAAAGAUAAAAACGAAACUGAAAUUACACAGGCAUUUUGCACAGAAACACUCCUCACACUUACUCGGUUGAUUCCCCGAUUCACACGCGAUGCGCCGAGAAGCCAAGGCUUCGCGUUCUCGAUCGCCGAUAUACGAAAAUGAAAUGAAUACAAAUAGUUUCUUAUUAUGUGCGUGAAGCGUGAGCGAAAUACGGGGCUCCUUUUGGGAAUAGAUAUCCUGUUACGCAAUUCGAAUAUAUAUUUAUACAUAAUAGGAGCAGCAGCCGGUUAGUUUAAUUAACACAGUGACGAAUUGGAUUUUUUUUUGUUUCCUGCGUCGUUAAAUAGAGAAUCAGAUUGGUGCUGAAAAAUAAGGUGGAGAGAUGAGGAUGAGAGUAGAUAGGAAGUCUAGCAUUGGCGAUCGAGGCAGGUAGAUAAGUAAAACAGAAAGAAAAAUAAAGAAAAACGAAAUGACGGAGGGAACGUGGAAGAAGGCUGAGACACCGUAGUGGUAUAGGAUACUUAGGAUAGUCGAUAAUCAAUUGUAGCUCAAGAACAUAAAACAACAAAAUUAUUAUUGUCAUUAUCGUCGCGCUCUCGUUAAUUUUACUGUCAUCUUCCUUUAUUUUUUCAUUGAUUAUCGCCAUCAUAGUCAUUUACUUCAUUACCAUUAUCGUUAUCGUCACUUACCAUUUACCAUAAAGCAUUCAUCUUCAUCCUCAUUAUUCUCAUGUAAAUCCUCAUCUUUAUAUACCAUUAUUACGUCGUUAUUAUUGUCUUGAACGUGGUUGUCACGGACAUUCAUUCGUACAUUUUCGUGGCAAUACUUAACAAAUUUUACGUACUAGAUGGAUAGACUUUUAAAUUUCUACAUUAAGACGUGUGAUCUCUUAUUAUUGUAUAUUACACAAAAAAUACACUACGAUCUAUACUUAGUACGAGAUACGGAUAAAUAUGAAAAAUAAAGUAAAUAUAUAUUAUAUAUAUAUACAUAAAUAUAUAUAUAUAUAUUAAUUAUUAUGUAUUAGAUAUUCUAUAUAGUCUUUUAAUUUGGAGAAACAGAGAUUUGAGAUAAAAAAAAUACGUGGCCAUAUUUGCUAUGGCCUGUUCGUAGUGCCUCGUAAUUACUGCUAAUUUGUGCAGUGAUUUCAUCGUAUUUUUUAGUUAUACGUGCGUGUGUACGUAUGUGCAUGUGCAUUAUAUAAAAAUAAAUACAUAUACGUAUACAAAAAUCGCAUAUACAGAUUAUGAAGAAGAAGACAAAAAUGAACACAUUAAAUGCUUGCAAUUAAUGAUACUCUGAUUAAAUGCAGGAUAACUGUAGAGAAGAAUGAAAGAUAAAAUGCGCUCUGAAGUGUUGUGUUGAUAAUGCAAUUUUUUAUAGGAAUAUAGGUAAUUAAACCGUGUCACGCUGAAAGUGUCACGUUAAUAAAAAAAAUGAAUUCGGACGACUCAUUAGAAUAUAAGACUUGAAUUCGCGUAUACAUAUAUAAUUCGUGUACGUGCGUAAUAUACAUGUAGUGUGGAAAAAACAUAUAUAUUACGCAACACGCCAAAACGUUAAAUUUUAUAUUGCGCUUUAAUAUUGUGAUUUUUGACUCUCGAGGUCUCUUAAAAAUUUUAUGUUUAUAUAUUUUUGCUCACUUUUUAUCGAAAAAUUAAUCAACGCGAAAUAACGUUAAAAAAAAAUUAAACGUACCCGCCAAUUGACCAGUGUCUCGAUGAAAAUUCAAUGGACGAAUCGAUAUAUUUAAUAUUUCUGAUAUCUUGUCCGUAAAAAGUCUAUGCAUAAGUGGUGAUAUAAAAACUAGCUUUAUUCGAGGAUUUCGAACAAGUUAAGAACAAUUAGGCUUAGUCGUGAUUUAGACGUUAAAGAAAACGGAAACGCAUGUGCACGGAAAUUGGUGGGACACACGCCCGCGCGAACACACUUUUGGAAUAAACAAUGAGCAGCUCAAAAAAAAAAAGCAGAAAUAUUAGUGAAUCUCAAGGUCUUAGCGAUUUGCUCGAUUACAAAUACGCGAAUAAACAGCAACGAGUGGCCCAUUCUCGUUCGCCUCUUUUCUCGUUUGAAGUGUAUAAUGCAAUGUGUAAUAGUGGCGUGCGCGCCUUGUGUACAAGCACUUGGUGGUUUUCGCACAGUUCCGGUACCGAUGAAUAUAAGAAUGCUUGUGUAUACCCGCGCCAAAAAAAAGCCAUCGACGUGUAAGGUGAACCUUUCUUUUGUUGUGGAAAAAAAAAUACAACCGAAGUAUACACAGGCGAAUGAAGCAGGUUUCGAUGAUUUUCUUAAACACUUUGUUUCAUUGUUCUUCAAGAAAUAUACCUGAAACGCAAAUUUUGUCAUCAUUGCACUGAUAUCGAUGUUAAUUGGUCUUUUUCACGUUACGCGCUCAUCACUGUUUUUUAUUAUUAUUAUCAUUAAUUCCACGAUGCAAUAGCCAAUUUGCGAAUGAUGGUUCACUCGAUAGGGUUGUCUUCGUAUCUUUCUCUUUCUGCGCUGGCUCGCCAGUAAAAUACAAUAACGCAAAGCACACGCAGACACAAAACUGCCAAACCGUUCGUAACAACAUUAUCUAUAUUUUAUGACAUUGCAGCUCUGUUUUUAUACAUAUUACGCAAUCACUUGUUUUCCACUUUCACAAACGUUACGGCUGAUUAAAUGUAAUUGCAUUUGAAGGGAAGUUAAGUUUGCAUGGUUAUACAUAGACGACAUAUAUUACAAUGCUUUCAUUUUUUCUCCUUUACUGAAGAAAAGAGAAUCGACCGUGUGUGCUCGUUUUCCUUUCUUUUUCUUUUUUUGAAAUAUACAUUGUCGACUCCGGUUUAUUCAGAUCUGCUGGUUGAUGUAGUGAUAAAGGCGUGCAAUACUUGUAAUCGUUCUUGUUUCUUUUCUUUUCAUGUUUUUCCGAUAUUACCUAUAGAGAAGCAAUUAUCGAACACUAGCAAACGGGAAAAUUGCGAAUUUACAAGAGAAGAAAGAAUAUCUCGUUUUUCUAUUUUCUUAAUCGCAAGAAUCAUUCUCCUCACCUCAUUCGCCCGCACAAUGCAUACAGCUAAGCCAGUGCGCGCCGAAAUCCGCGAAGCAUUUAAAAAGAUUCCUUUUUCUUUCCAAAUAGGAUUCGUACUUAAACUCUUUGCAUUUAUUACAUUUUUAAGCGGUAAACGUGUAAAAUUAGCCGAUGCAUGUUGCAAGAUUGUUCGGACGACAUGUGGUGCACGCGCACGCACACAUACACACAUACACUCAAACUCACAAAACACACUGAUGGACACGAACAAACGAACGCGUAAGCUUGGGAUCAUUAUAAUUUGUGUUAACAGGGUGAAAAUACUUAAGGUUUUUAUUUCCUCCUAAAACUCUGUUUUCUAUUGUAUAUGUUAUUACAAAGCGAGCAGUACGACAUUUAGAAGAGGAGCAAUACGCAUAGCUUUUUUUUUUAUUAUAUACAAUAUCUAAAUUGUAUUUGAGCGUAAGCUUGUAGGUAGAUACAGAAAUCAAUGUAGAUACGGAAAGAAUCCUCGUUUUUCUUUUUUUUUUUUUUUGUAAUAUCUUUUAUUCCUCUCCAUUGCCAUCAUUGUAAUUAUUUUUAUCGCCAAUAUUACUCUUAGUUUAUCUUAUUACGGCUACUACCGCAUUCAUUACUAUGCUGCUAAUAUUAUAGUUUUAUUACGAUUCCUGAUACUGUAAUACCACUUCUUGACUCUCUUUCUCUCACUUUUUUGCGCCAUGAAGAAAAGAACAAAGGUGUACACAUACGUCACUCGUUGUGCAUUCGACGUUGACGAAGAGCACGAAAGUAGUUGUAGAAGACGAAGAAACUAAACAAAAAAACAUAAGAGUAAUGAUCGCGAGCGCGCGUGCGUGUGUACACAUUGCGAAACCGAACGCCAUUUUGUUUUGUUGAAUUGCGUCUUGCGCGUAAAUGACUACCAUUUUGUUGUUCUACACGCACACCCAUACACAUACACACGCUCCUCGAAGCGUCUAUAAAUAUAUAUAUAUAUCUAUAGGCAUAUGGUGGCUGCUUCUCGUAGUCACAGGCUUCAUCUCCUUGGUGUGCGUGUGCGUGUGUAUGAUGUAUACGACUAUAAUGCCAUUUUUGUUCUCAUUUAAGAAAGGAUAUGCGACUGUUUUUUUUUCCUUUUUUUUUAAUAAUUAUUAUUUUGUACAUUCUUUUCUCGUCGAACGCUCGAUUGUCGCGUGUUGUUUUUUGUCGAUAUACCGCAAUAGAAGCGAAUAGCGAAAAAGACACGUGGAAUUCAUUGUUUUCUUUUUUUGUGCAUGAAAAAUCGUUUCACCCUGAAAAUCUUUUAUUGUUUCUUGUCUAUUGUAACACACCGGAAUGAUCCGCCAACUGCUGCAAAAUAAUUUUUUCUGAAAAGUCGCACGGAGAAAAAGAGAUUUUCAGUUGUCACGAAGACGAGCGAUUUUUUAUUAUUUGACUUGUAACAAUUGAUCUGCAUCGUGCCAUAAGCGUCUAGUUUAUUGUUAAUUUUUGGUCUUUCAGUUGUAAAGAAGACAGCAAUCGAGGAGGGACUUGCAACGACUUUCCUCGCUCGUGGAAAGAUUUUUUAUUUUCUGAAAAAAGAGCGCCAGAAAAAUGGUCCCACCACGAUCGUUGUCUUCGGAUGUUUGUGCGUGCGUACACGUGACUGCGCGACGACGGGCGUCGACAAAUUGAUGUUUCUUUCGUCCCCGCGCGUCCUGCGAGGUUGCUUGCGAGAAAAGCCGAUUUAAGCGAAAAACAAUACACACAGAAGUCUUCCUUUCUUGUAAACGUCGAGGCGCGGGGCAAGAUAAUAAAAAAAGAAAUAAAAAUAAAAUAAAAUAAAAUAAGGAAAGCCCAGUGCAGCAGCGUUGCGUCGAAUCGAACGCAGAUACAAUAAUUGUCGAAAGGAGCGAAGCCACGGCAAAUCGAUACCACAAUCAUUGUUUUUUAUGCAAAUAUAUAACUGAAUGGAGAUAUACAUAUACAGAUGAUAUAACAGAAAUAUACUUAUAUUGUUGAUAAAAGCCAAUCUUGUUAUGUGUUUGUUGUCGCGCUAGCCCAGAAGCGCGUAAAGGCGUUCGUUCGUAUGUACACCCGCGAAUGCAAAUAAGAAACCACCAACGUUGCUCGCCAAACGCUCAAUACAGCCAUCGUAUAAAUAUAUAUUAUAAAUACAUAUUAUAUAUACAAUCACGAACUUAGCCAGUAAGCUCGCGCAUAUAUUUAUAUAAAUACAGUACACAAGACGAACGGGUGGAAUCGGAUAAUCCCUAUUACCUCCUACAAUAGACAGAUGGGAUAUUGUUUUUUAUUGCUCGUUUUUUAUUGAAGUAUAAUAAUAAGACUUAUAUUUCUUGUGACCUGGUGGUGACGCGGCGGUACAUACACAACUCUCGGCUAGGGCGAUCAGCAAUUUCUUUAAUACUCUCACCGCCGCCUUCCUUUGCUUUCUUCUGCGGCUUUCGUCGCGCGCGCUCGCCCGAAAUUUCCCAAAGUCCGCCCGGCGCACGCUGCUGCGCGCCAAGCUUUCGUUUUGUUUCGCUUGCCCUCGCGCCUUCGAUUCGCUUCUUCUUUUAUCUCUCUCUUAACUUUACUCUACGACUUGUCCAAUCACGAGAACCGAGUGCAAUACGAUGGAGCUGCGCAUGGAAAUCAAAUUUCUUUUUAUUAUUAUUAUUAAUUAUUAUUAUUAUUAUUAUUAUUAUUAAUAUUAUUAUUAUUAUUAUUAUUAUUAUUAUUAUUAUUAUUAUUAUUAUUAUUAUUAUUAUUAUUAUUAUAUUAUUGUGUGAGGCGAUUAAAGGAGUAUGAGAAAAAUUGAGAGUGAAAUUCGCGUAUGAUAAGACUUUUUA